Molecule: messenger RNA, 2334 nt
Organism: Pocillopora verrucosa
Lineage: Eukaryota; Metazoa; Cnidaria; Anthozoa; Scleractinia; Pocilloporidae
Source: RefSeq, a predicted model, not a curated record
UGGUCGCAAUUAAAUCGAAAUACGGAAGUUAAUCGUUGAGAUAAAUAAGUCAGCCGUAAUGGAGGGUAGAAUUCACGAUCACAUUCAAGGCAGAAGGUAGUGAGACGAUUCGGUUCAUUCGGAUCGCUUCCUGAUUUUGAAAUAAGGCCAUCUUGCACUUAUUGUAGUCUCUCGAUCACAAAUCAUGGAGGAAAUGAAGUCAGGAACCGUAGAAGCAGAGCAGGAAUCAGUAUGGACAAAUGGUGCUUUGGAGGCAGUUAUGAAGAUUAUACUGAAUGCAACAGAGACUCAGCAUAAUCACCGAUUGUUUCUCAACUCUCUUAAACGUUACAAGACAUUCGAGGAAGAAUUGGAGAGCAAGAGCGGCCGAGGAGUACAACUUCUGAUGUCUGGUAGUGUUGCAGAGAACUUAUUUGCAAUCCACUGGGUCUACAAAGAUGGGAAAAGGGAGGCAAAUAAUGAUAUCGAUGUCAUGCUUAUUGAUUGCUCAAUGGUCGUUGUUGAAAAAGAUCCUAAGAUGGAUGGUGAGGACACUGAAACAAACACCGGUAAAUCUGCUCAACCAGAAUCUUCUCAUACUUGUAUAGCAGAAGAUGAGAGAGAAGAGGUUGCUUACGAGGCCUCAAAUGACAAAUUUUGGCAUACAGAAAAACAUGCCCUCUUGGUUCCAAGUAACCACCCUGGUUACGUUCAACUGAGUACCGUCGAUGAGAAAGAAAAAAGAACAUUUUUGACCACAGAGAGCUUCAAAAUGUUUUGGUCUGAGGUUGUUAACAACACUGCACUUUAUUCUCUAGUCAGCGGUCCUCAGCUUCCUGCAGGUGGGGUCGUUGUCAGUGGACCAGCUCUGAAUAGACGGGAUCGCCCUGGCAGCAGAAAUAAUUAUCCUCACGACUAUGUUCCGUGUUUGCGCUGUGAGAGAUGGACAACCUUGGCAGGGGGAUGGGCAGUCGACAGAACACGUGCUGUUGAUUGGCCCAGCAAAGAGUUGAUUUUGGAGAUAAUUAGCGAAGGUUGUCAUGUUGUUCCAGUGUUUUGUCAUGAUAAUACAGAGAGCAAUUUGAGCCAAACUGAAUGGAGACUUUCGUUUUCUAAUGCUGAGAAGAAGCUUAUACACUCACUAGCAACUGAACAACGACAGAGCUAUAUCAUGGCUAAGUUAAUUAUGAAACAGGUCAUUCAAGAAAUGAAGGACAGUGUUUCAGGAACAACUGUGGAAAAAGCUCCAUCAUCUUAUCAUCUAAAGACAAUUUUCUUAUGGAAAUGUGAAGAGAAGCCUUUGGAAAAGUGGAGACAUCUUCUUGAAUCAGUGGUUGAUUUGUUGAAAACCCUAGUUGAUCAUCUGAGGUUGGGGAACAUUCCACAAUACUUCAUCCCAGAAAACAACUUGAUCGACCAUAUCAAGAAAACUGAUCUUACUUCUGUGGCUGAUGGCAUCACUGCAGCUGUGAAUAACCUUCCUAAAGCACUGCAUAAUGUUUUCCUUGUAGCAUAUAGCAGUCAGCUUGACUAUGAUGGGAGGGUUUGCCCAAUCCUAAGAAUUCUAGAGGGCCAAUUGAAGAUCUUCUGCGAGACUGGUAAAGCAGAAGCUAAGCUCUAUCUAUGCUGUAUAUUGAACUCUGUUAUUGAUUCCCUAUCAGCAGCAACUGUUGGAACCUCAGAUGAAUCACAGCCUCUAAAAGACCAUAGGUACCUGCUGGAGAUUUAUUGUUCAUGUCAUGGCACUGCAAAAAGUGCCUUGGAAGUACCAUCUCCACCUGUGUUGGGUGCUGCAGAAGAGGAAACAACUGUCAUGCUCCUAUUCAAGUACUUGUUGGAUCUAUUACAGAACACACACAUUCUGACCACCUUAAAGAGUGAUGUAUUUGCCUUUUUGACAAGAGUAUUUACCCAAAAUCUAGUUUCAUUGUCAGUCAAGGAAGUGUUCACUGAGUGCUGUGAGGCAUGCCUUGUAUUGUAUCAGACUGUUUGUGACAAUCUUGGAAUAUCCUGUGAAUCUGCUAUUUCAUGUCGUGAAGAGUUUGGCACACUUACUGGCAUUGACUACAUUUUCUUUAAACACCCUGAUAUGGCUAAACAGAAUUUCUGUCAAUUUGCUGCAAAACGGUUUAAGAAGUUUCAAGAAAAUGGUGAUUUAGGCAAAGUGAAGACAUUAAGUUGGUAGUGGGAAAACUAGGUUAAAUAAUCGUAUAGUCUUUAACCCUUUACUCCUAAGAUCUCAUUGGUAAUUUCCUUAUUGUCUGCUAUACAAUUCAUAUGAUGUUAGUUUGGAUAAUUUGGAAUUGGAUCAACAAAUAAUCCUGUAAUAGUGUAGUUUGAUUGUCUGGGUUAGUG